AUGAUUUAUAAUCAUUUAACAUUACCAAUUCAUCCUGUUAUUCAAGUACCAAAUCAAUUAGUCGGUGCACCACUUGGUACUGAUGUUCAAAUUGAAUGUCACGUAGAGGCUUCACCAAAAUCAAUUAACUACUGGAUUAAGGACACUGGUGAAAUGAUAGUAUCAUCAUCCAAAUAUCACGUACAGGAAAACUCUAAAUCAAUGUAUGAGACCAAAAUGACACUGAUUGUACGGAAAUUCCAAAAAGAGGAUGUGGGCUCGUAUCGUUGUAUUGCCAAAAAUUCACUAGGAGAAGUGGACAGCAGCAUAAGACUUUAUGAAAUCCCUGGACCAAGUCGUAAAACGCCAGUUAAUAAACAUGGCAGUAACGCAGAUGCCGACACCAAUGACAUUUUAAAACAAAAACAAUUACGCGUCACAUAUCAACCUGAUGAUGAAGAUCUUUAUGGCUCGGCGGAGGAUUUUGAUGACAGCGAUUUACCAUUGCCACCCUUAACGCCAAAUGUUUAUUACACCUCAGGAGGAGGAGGAGGAGGUGGAGGUGGUGCGGGAGGCUCUGCCAAUAAUGCUGCAAACUCCAACAGUCACCAUCAUAAACACGGUACUCAUAAACCUCACAGCCUGGAUUCUGUUAAUGGUGGACGACAUCACUACAACACCAUGGGUAACUCGUUCGAGUUUGGUGCAAAUGGUGUUGGUGGUGGUAUUAAUGGCCUACCUGGUGUUAUAAGUAACAGCAAUGUUGUUACGCGUAAACCCACAUAUUAUAGUAAAACGGAAGUUCGUAGUGGUGCCAUGGACAAUAAUGACAUCACAUCGUCUGCACCAGCCUCCGGCCGUUUAUAUCAUCAGCCAGUGCAAAAAUUGUCUAUAGCUUUGGCUGACUGGCCUUUAUGGUGUUGCCAUUGUUGUUGCUUUUCAUUUUGGUCUUUUCAACGUCAUUGGCCGUAUUUAAUAGUUUUAUUGUCAGUAUUGUACAGUUUAAUCACAACAUUUUGUUGGAAUUUAUUAUAAUACACAACAACUACAACAGCAAGAGCAGCAGCAGCAGCAACAAUUGCAAAAGCACCAGCAAUAACAGCAACUACAACAACGACGACAAUACCAUCAACUAUGUCAACAACAUCGACAAUGUACAGUUUUGCACCGCAGUGAGAAAAAUAAAUAAAAAUCCAAAACAAAAAAAAAUGAGAAAAAUAAAAGUUAUAUAGUAAAAUAAACUUUACGUAGAACGUAAAGUUGCAAAUUACAAAAAUAAAAAGAUAAAUAAAAUGAAAUAUUGAUAAAAAUAAAUAAAGCCGCAUAUUUUAUAACUUCCCUCUGAACAGUAAAAAUAAACUCAAGUUAAAC
Molecule: messenger RNA, 1350 nt
Organism: Lucilia cuprina (Australian sheep blowfly)
Lineage: Eukaryota; Metazoa; Arthropoda; Insecta; Diptera; Calliphoridae
Exons: 4
Coding region: 1-1014 (337 amino acids)
Cellular component (GO): neuron projection
Source: RefSeq, a predicted model, not a curated record